UAUGGUUGCAUGAACUAUAAUGCGCAAUACGAAAUGCGCUAACGUACGUAGAAUCCGCGCAGUUCGUGGUUGCGCGACCAUUAAAACGGACAAGUCUCUGCCGUCAUUCGGACCCAUAAGGGUUUCAGUAACGUUCGUGUUAGCGUAGAGAAUAGGAAGGAGAUUUUAAGAUAUCACGCACAUAUUUAAGUGUGAAGCAACUGUCGCAUUGUAAUUGAAAAUGUUCACCGGUUUAACGAAUCAGGUGUCUACAUGGAUGGGAAAGAAGGCAGAGGAUGCCGGCACGGAAUUACCGCCUGAGGAAAAAAUUCCUGUAACUGCCGAAGGAGAAGAAUUGGACAGGAAAGAUAGCCCGACCAAAAGCGGCAGCAAAUUGGACAUGCUGGUUGGUGUGAAAUCUCAGAUGACAGGCUGGUUUAGCGGUGGAAUUCCUGGACUGAGCCGUGGACAAGGAAAUGAAGGCGAAUCGCAGGGCCCUAAAACAAUGAACGGGGCCCAAGUGGCGCAAACCACCACCGAGGGUACCGUCGAACAGACAAAAGACGACGAUGCUAGUAGUAAGCGAUUGAUAAGCGCAACUGGCGGAGCCGAUAGUGGUCCCGCGAGCUUAGAAGGCUCUCCAUCCGAGGAUAAGGAAGGGCAACAAGCAUUUGGAGGAGUUUCAACGAAAGCCCUGGCAGGCGCCAAGACUCUCGGAGGAUUUUUGUACAGCGCCGUGAAUAAGGCUGGAAAAACCGUGGUCGAGGCUGGGGCAAAGAUCAAGAAGACCGUCGAGGAGAACAGAUUGGUCGCCGAGCUGAACAGGGAACAGGAGGCUUUCAUCGCGAACAAGCACACCGAAAAGGGUGAGGCCGUGGCACCGUGGGUCGGCGCACCUAACGAGGACAUACUCCGCGAGGAAUGCUUAUCUCUCUCCAUGGAUCAACGCAAUUUCUUAAAAUCCCCGCCCAAGGAAGUCGAUUUCCCAUGGGACUUCGAGGCUGUACAACCGAUGGCGCAAGCCACUCUCGCCUUGGAUCCGAAUUUGGAGAACAUGAGGUUCCAACUGGUGCCGAAAGUAAUAUCAGAGGAGAAUUUCUGGCGGAACUACUUCUACCGGGUGUCGGUACUCCGCCAGAGCCACGAGCUGAACACAAUGGCCAACCAGGCGGAAAACAACCUAAACCAAACAUCCGCAGGAACCGUGGAUCAAGCUGAAGUUCAAGUGACCACUGGCCAGGAAAGCAGCGGAACCGUGAUGACCGGAAGUAACAGCGCGUUGGCCGAUUCGCCGGGCCACGAAUUCGUGUCCGAUAGCAUGAGGGUCUCGGACACGGACCUCGAAGAGGUCCGGGAAGGCAUGAAAAAGCUGGGGAUGCAGCCGCCUAAAGCAGAGGAAGAUUGGGAACGCGAAUUGGAAGCGGAGCUGAAGGAUUACGAGGUAGUAACAGGUAACGAAGAGAGGAGCAGCGUCGAAGCACCGGUGAGAAGCAGCGGCGCGUUGGACAAAGAUUGGGAGAAGCAGAUCGACGAGCUGCUUGCCAACGAGGACGACGAGGACCUCAAGUGAAUUGGGAUAUCCUCUUUGUGAAUCGGAUAGAGAGGACGAUAUUUGUCGCGUUUUGGAUCAUCCUGCGUUUAAAAGGGGAGACUAGUGUGAGAGAUGGCCGGCUGGGCUUGUCGUCUGUCUUUCCUCCAUCGACUUUCCUCCGCUUGUUUGUAGAGGAAUAGAGGGGAUGAAAGAUUCUCGAAACAGAAGGAUCUCGUCUUUCUACUUCCCCUUCCCUUUCGUUCUAUCCCUCUUUCGCGCGGUCGUUGAGACGUAGGGGCGCCAUAGGGAUGGAGAAAAGUUUUCUUUUUCGAAGGAAAGAUCGAGACUGUUUGGAUGAUAUAAAGAUGUAAUUAGAGUGUAGAGAGAAAAAAAAAAAGAAGAAAAAAGAAGAUAAGACAGAAAGGAGAAAACGCGAGAGAGAAUGAGAUUACGUUUCGAUACUUCUUCUUCUUCUUUUUUUUUUUUUUUUGUAUUGUUAAAACGAUUGUAAUUAAGGAGUAGAGAGAUAGAAGAAAGGAAAGGGGUGUUUGAAGAAGAAGACGAAAGGAGCUGUUCCUCGUUUCCUCUUCUAUGGGGUACUUUCCUCAACAACGCGUACGUUUGCGAUCCUCGAACACGAUGAAGAUGGGACAAGAUUUAUAGGGAGAAUAAAGGGGAAAAAAAGAGGAACAUGGGAAGAAGGUUUGCGUUUAUGAUUAUAAGAAUAUUAUUUUAUCGAUCGAUCUCGCCUCUUUCUUAAUCAACUUUUAUCGAUAUUUUUCAUUCAUCGAUGAUCCUGUGAACGGUGGACGGGUGUGCACAUGAGAUGAUACAUGCUUUUAACGCCACACUUAUGUCAAUUGCUAGACUCGUUUAUAAGGGCGAAUAUGUAAUAUUUAAAGAGAAUAAAAGAGAAAGAAAUUUUGAAGUUUUCCCCUUGUAAUAUCGAUCGUUGUAUUUAAUGAAAAAAAAAAAAAAAAAAAGAAAUAAAUAAUUAAAUAAAAAUGUGCUACUUCUAACAUUGAGCGUGUUAUGUAAUAUUAAACACAAAAUGCACUGUGCUACGGAAUAAAUAAAUAAAUAAAUAAAUAUAUAUAUAUAUACACACAUAUAAAAAAAAUGAAUAGAUAAUAAAUGAAUGGGAAAAAGAAAAUCGAAUGCUUCUUCAUCGAGUUCGAAGGAUCGAGGACUAUCCGAAGUGACACAUUACACUGCCGUGUGCCGAAGGACACCGUCUCGAACGAUUAUUGUCGAUUAUUGGCUAUAUUUUUUCCCCCCCUAAGAGAAAAGGAAAAAACAAUUUAUAAAAUGAUCACGUUUUUCCUUAUCGUUAUUCGUUGAUCGUAGAUAUUGUUCGUCAAAAAUAAAUUUGAUUCGAUGAAAAAUCAUGAAUAGAAAAGAAAAAAUUGAUAAAAAUCUACACAGAUUAUUAUUAAUUAUGAUUAUUAUUAUUAUUAUUAUUACUAUUAUUAUUAGGCGCAUUUGUUAAUGUUGCGUCGCUAAAGAUACAUUUUUUGCGUUAAAAUUUGUUUAAAUAUUUGUUACGUGUUGCAAUAUUUACGCUAAUAUCGUUAUGCGUAAUUUUUUAAUAUUGAUACGCAGUAUGUCCACAUGAUGGAAGGGCUCAAAUUAUCAAUAGAAUUAAUUAAGAAAAAUCGAUAGGAAACAAACAAAAUCUCUCGACAUGAUUUUCUGCAGCAUGCCGUCCAAUUAUUUCCUCGACCUCGUUGAAAAAUCGAGGCGAAACAACAAUUCUCGUGUGUAGACCAGAAAAGAAUCGUGAUGGAUAAAGUUUAGCGUUUCGCGGCACGAUGUUUUAUCUUCGUUAAUGCUUGUUUCCUUCAUCGUAUGGACAUCUGUGAUCGAUAAAGAAAUAUUAAGAAAUUCGAUUGUUAUAUAUUCGAGAUGUGUAUAAUGAACGCGAAAUACCGAUACAAACGAAAGUCAAAAAACUAGAAAAGAGAAAAGAAACGAUUCGUAUAAAUGAUUGUACGAACAUUUGUUGAUUAUAGAACAAAAAGAAAGGGGAAAAGAAAGUAAGUGUCGCAUUCGAAUAAACUCGUACUUCUGAUCGUUUGCGUGCGCCACUAUGUUGAGUCCAGAUCUUUCGUCGAUUCUUCUCGGACAUUUUUUUUUAGAUUAUCCUUUGUCCAUACAUCGAUCGACUAAUUCGAUGUACAUAAGAAUAAAAGAAAGGAAUAAUGAAAAUGUAAACUAGCUUAGAAAUUUGUAAAGAAGAAAGGAACCCUUUAAGAAAGACUUGAUUCUGAGCUCAACGCUGGUUCACCGUGUGCGCGUGUUUCAUCCAGUUCGCUGUGAAAUUUUUCAUUCGCACUAGUCGUUAGGUCAAUAUAUAAUACCUAUAUUAUACGAAAUGUAUAUUAACGUUAAGAUAUCGCAAUUAAUCGGGCCUAAGUUCGUCGUAAUAUUAAUGAAAGACAGAAAUGCAUAUAUGUUUUAUAUAUAUAUAUAUAUGUAUAUGAAUAUGAUUAAUACUAUAAAGAUUGAAAUCUGGCAAUCAUGAUUUUCUUCAAAACAAUACCGAUAUAAACGCAGAAAAAAUACGUAAAUCUUUGAACUUGUCUUUCAUUGAUAAUCUUUGUGUAUAUUAUUAUAUUCUAUGAUUCCGUUCAUAGAGUGAUUCUCGUGUUAUAUUUCUUGUAUAUGUAACGUGUUACGAGCGCCAUAUAAAUCACGAUUUAUAUAUGCUCUUUGCCCCGACUGAGACGUGAGGAAAUACAUUUUCGCGAAAAGUCCUUCAUUUUUUGGACAAUUAAAACGGUGGGUCAGGAAAGUAAUAUAUAGUAAUAUGAACAUGUCGAUAAAUGAACGUCUUUCCCUUCAAUGGCCAAAACAACAAAAGAAGAAAAAAAGGAAAAAAA
Messenger RNA from Apis florea (little honeybee), 4392 nucleotides. It is a transcript of the gene Sap47, whose product is annotated as Synapse-associated protein 47kD. Gene Ontology annotation, biological process: regulation of short-term neuronal synaptic plasticity; TORC2 signaling. The record is from RefSeq and is a predicted model, not a curated record. Gene Ontology annotation, cellular component: Golgi apparatus; synapse; nucleus. NCBI's taxonomy places the organism in Eukaryota, Metazoa, Arthropoda, Insecta, Hymenoptera, Apidae.